Messenger RNA from Menidia menidia (Atlantic silverside), 4272 nucleotides. NCBI's taxonomy places the organism in Eukaryota, Metazoa, Chordata, Actinopteri, Atheriniformes, Atherinopsidae. The record is from the annotation of a GenBank genome assembly.
CCACUGCCCGCGCCGGCGGUGAAUGCAACAGAGAAAUUCAACUGCGUGGUCCGGAGCAGACAGGCGGAGGCGGCAGUCCCUGCGCCUUAAAGGAUUACACUGCACAUUUUACAUCAAACCUGACGAAGAGAGACUGGAGAACCGGAAGAGAGCCUUGAUGUGGGCAGUAUGAGUAAGGCGCCCCCUAACAGAAGAGGGAUAACAUUUGAGGUGGGAGCUCAGCUCGAGGCUAGAGACAGCCUCAAAAACUGGUAUGCUGCCAACAUAGAGAAGAUUGACUACGAAGAUGAAAAAGUGCUGAUCCAUUAUCGGCAGUGGAGCCACCGUUACGACGAGUGGUUUGACUGGACAAGUCCGUACCUGAGACCCGUGGAGAGAAUAAAGCUGAGGAAGCAGGGCCUGCAGGACGGCGCUUCUGGAUCGGGCUUUCACGUGAACGACAAGGUUCUGGCCAGCUGGUCUGACUGCCGUUUCUACCCCGCUACGGUCAUAUCCGUUAAUAAAGAUGCGUCCUACACUGUGAAGUUCUAUGAUGGUGUCAUCCAAACAGUGAAAGGGAUACAUGUGAAGCCUUUUAUCAAACAGAGACGUGGUGCCCGAGGGAAGUCAAGGUCCUCUGACGGAAACAUGGUCAGGAGGGUCCAGAACCGCCGAGACAGGAGGCCUCAGGAGAACGGAGGUCCCAAAAACAAGCGAGCCAGACGCAGCACUUCAGACCAGGAGGACAGCAACAGUGAAGAUGAGGAGAGGGAAGAAAGGAUGGUAAAUCAGAAAAACAAGAAAAUAAACGGCGAGCUCGAGGCUGCAAAAACUAUCAAACGGGAAGAGGAGACUCCAGAUCACGCAGAACAGAACAAGUCCCGGGAUACAGAAAGGGGCACAGGACUCACGAAUGGAGUGAAGGUUGAGAACGACCACACUCUGGAUGAGGGAACGUGCCAUUUAAAUGGGGACGUGAAGAAGGAAGAGAUGGACAUGGAACAGAGUGAGACUAAGCCAUGCACAAAGUCAUCCAAGCCAUAUAUAGAGAUGCCCACUGAGACGUCAAUGCAAGCAGAUCAGGUGUCUGUCACUACGACAACCACCGAAUCCAAGGGAGAUGUGGAGCAGAAACCAAACGUCCAAUCGGAGAGUGCUCAGCCGGCAGCAGACGCGCCCCCUCCCCAGCCUGUGAAACCGGUAAGGAAGCAGGGCUUCCACAACCCUAACAGGUUCAGCAGAGAGCCAUUGUACCGUGUCAUCAAAAACCAGCCCCCUCCGGUCCUGUCCAUCAACCUGGACCACAACCCGUUCAAGUGCAGCGCUGCAGGGUGCACCAAGUCAUUCCGUAAAGCCAAACUCCUGCAUUACCAUAUGAAAUACUAUCACGGUGAGGAGCCGCCUCCAGAGGGGGAGAGCAGCCCCAGCAGGAGUGUGCAGACCCGGGCGUCUGAGAAGCAAACCACUGCUGCUGCUCUGGAUGGCUCCAAGAGAAGGCGCACCAUCUCUGCCUCUAUGCACUCGGCGGGCGCUGCUCCUCGUGGUGAUGUGAAAACUGCAGGCAGGCGGACGUCAGCCCCACCCUCAGUGGGCGCACCAGGCCACCAGCAGAGGGCGCUGCUGAGGGAGAAGAGCAAAGAGAACCAGCUGGACCGGAAUGGAUGCCAGCUGCAGGACAGGGAUUCAGACAGGGGGGGCUUUGACAUGGGGUCUAUAAAGGAAAAACCAAAAGAGAAACCUAAACAGAAGGACUUUCUUCGCAUUAAACUAAAGAAGAAGAAGAAGAAAAAGAAGGCAAAGUCUGACUACACAGGUAGUGAGGAGAACAUUGACAUCUCAGUAUUGGGUCUUCACUCCAAAUUGAAUUUGCCACUCAAAUCCCCCCUUUCACACAAUCACAAGCCUGAGGCCUACCCCGGCAGGCCCGGAUACAGCUGCACAGAGCAGAUUCAUGUGGAUGACGAGGACAGCAUCAGCGACUGGUCCACCGACAGCUGUGGCUGGAGCGAUGACGACUUUGACAUGGACCUGGACGUCACCACUCCGCCUCUCAGCGUCGACUCCGGUGCUGUUGACACCAGCGACCAGGAGAUAGUGAGAUGCAUCUGUGAGGUGGAAGAAGAGAACGACUUCAUGAUUCAGUGUGAGGACUGUCUAUGCUGGCAGCACGGGACCUGCAUGGGUCUGCUGGAGGACAAUCGGCAGAGCCUGCGAUAUUGGUAUGACCGGGAGUGGUUGAGCAACGGCCACAUGUACGGCCUCUCCUUCCUGGAGGAGAACUACUCGCACCAAAACGCCAAGAAGAUCACCACCACCCACCAGCUGCUGGGAGACGUGCACCACGUGGUGGAGAUCCUCAACGGCCUGCAGCUGAAGAUGAGCGUGUUGAAGAGCAGCACCCACCCGGACCUGCAGCUGUGGCGGCAGCCCUGGAAGCACCUGGAGAGGGCGCGCCUGGGCUCGGACUCGUGCCGCGGCAGCAACGCGGCGCCCUCCCCCGCCAGCCCCGAGGAGGACAUGAGCCGCGGGGAGAUCCUGAUGUCCAACGCCCUGGAGAAGCUCAGCCGGGCCGCCACGGCCGCCAGCUCCGCCCCCUCCUCCUCCUCCUUCCCCUUCCCGUCCUUCCAGGACUCGUACAUCACCAGCGAGCACUGCUACCAGAAGCCGCGGGCGUACUACCCCGCCGUGGAGCAGCGGCUGGUGGUGGAGACGCGGCAGGGCUCGGAGCUGGAGGACAGCAUGCGGAGCACCGAGGAGCUGCUGGAGCGGGAGCAGCGCUACGGCAGCCUGCUGGACGUGGACAAACCAAAGGCAGCGGGGAUCAGCCACAAGGCUAGUGCACUCACCGGAGUCCUGGAUGCUUCCAUAGGCGUUUCGUGGUCGCAGGCUGAAAACAGGGAGGACGGCGCCAAGGACCUUGGAGACAGUGGAGAUCGAGGGCAGCAUCAGCAGUGGCAGAUCAACCUGCUGGAUCACAUCGACGCGGUCCAGGACGAGGUCUCGCACAGGAUGGACUUCAUCGAAAGGGAGUUAGACGUCCUGGAGAGCUGGCUGGACUACACGGGGGAGCUGGAGCCUCCGGAGCCCCUGGCACGUCUGCCUCAGCUCAAGCACCGCAUGAAGCGGCUGCUGACCCAGCUGGGCAAGGUGCAGCAGAUCGCCCUGUACAGCUCCACGUGAGGGCGCCAGAGAUCAGCCCCGGCUCCGGCCCCACUCUGCUGGCAGGAAGCACAGCGCAGGAGGCUCUCAGGUCUCUGGUGGCAGGGAUAACUAUAUUAAUUCAAGCCCCUGACUUAGACGGUUCAGCACAUUCUGUCUCCGACCCCGCCUCUGCUUCAGUUGAAAAGGUUGUGUGUUGAAAUCCAGUGCCACAGCCAGCCAGCGUCGUCUGUGAACACGAAUGGGAAGCCAGCAUCGCAAAUCAGGAUUAAACGCAAAAAGUAACCUCGUAAAUGCAGGAGAAAAUCCUGAGGACCAGACUACACUUAAUGUGGCUCUUGUGUAACUAAAUCCUCUGAAUGCCUUCUGUCCGAGCUUAAGGUUGCCGUGUCUUUCUCAGUCCACAGUGCUUUACACGAAGAAGCUUGAUAUUCAAACUGCAGUCGAAUACCUGAACCGACACUCUUUGCAAUAGCGUUUUGAACACAUUUUACAACGCUCAUGGUUUUCUUUUUUGCAUACUAUGUGUCAAAGUUCAGUUUGGGCCAUCUGUCCUGCCAUGUUGUGUUGAAAUUCUUGCUGUAUGUAGACAGACGGUAACUUGAAGUCCAUACAGGAAAUCCUCUUCGACCUACUCCAGGGUUCAUUUCUAAUUUCACUGUGAAGUUAUUUUGUGUGGCAUCAAAGAUGGGUUCUGUUUUUUUUUUUUUUUUUUCUAAGCUAAAAUUAUUCUUUCCCACAGUCUGUUCAUCAGUGCCCCCGCUUUCUCACUUUUGGUGUCUGUGUCUCUUCCUUUGAUUUACUUUUGUGUUGUUCCCGUAGCAUUUGAGAUUUGAUUUGGUGAAAACUGUAUUGUGGAUUAUUCUUACCUUAGCAACUUGUGUCAGUAUAAAAUCGUACAUAGAACACCUGUAAAAUUAUUUUUUUCCUUACCAAGUUUUGUUUAUCUACUGUAUCUUUGGUUGUUUAUAAAAUCAUUCAAAAAUGUGUUCUUAAUUGACAAUGUACUCCAAAUACAAAUGUAUGCUACUGUACUGUAAGUGUCUGUCUUAGAAGCAGGGAAAAUGUCCAAGACAAUGCAAACAGAUUUCCUGGUACAUAAAUAAACUAUAUUAUUGUUAUUAAUCACCAUCA